Lactuca virosa is the source of this 585-nucleotide messenger RNA. The record is from the annotation of a GenBank genome assembly. Lineage: Eukaryota; Viridiplantae; Streptophyta; Magnoliopsida; Asterales; Asteraceae.
AUGGCAACGUCAAUCGCCUCACAACUGCAGGCAAUCAGGUCAAUUGUCAAAGCCGACACAGACCCUCUAGGGCUUGAAAUAUGGAGAAUUGAAAACUUUCAACCAGUUCCUUUGCCAAAAUCAGAUUAUGGUAGAUUCUACAUGGGUGAUUCAUACGUUGUCUUGCGGGAUGAAGCUGGAACAGCUGCAAUAAAAACAGUUGAGCUUGAUUCGAUUCUUGGAGGGCGUGCAGUGCAACAUAGAGAGAUUCAAAGUCAUGAAUCUGAUAAAUUCUUGUCAUAUUUCAAACCAUGUAUUGUGCCACUUGAAGGUGGUGUUGCAACUGGAUUCAAGAAACCUGAAGAAAUGGAAUUUAAAACAAGAUUGUACAUAUGCAAACGGAAAAGAGUUGUUCAUGUGAAGCAGAUUCAAUUCUUUCGAUCUUUGUUGAAUCAUGAUGAUGUGUUUAUCUUGGAUACUAAAGAGAAGAUCUUUCAAUUCAAUGUAGCAAACUCAAACAUUCAAGAAAGAGCUAAAGCUCUAGAGCUUAUUCAGUAUUUGAAGGACACUCCUUGGAUUCAGAAGAUGUGGAGCAUAGUUCGAUAA